Molecule: messenger RNA, 975 nt
Organism: Nematocida minor
Lineage: Eukaryota; Fungi; Microsporidia
Exons: 1
Coding region: 1-975 (324 amino acids)
Source: RefSeq, a predicted model, not a curated record
AUGAGAGCAGAUGCACACGGAGAGUGGCUGACCUCUCUGCUUCUGUUUGUGAUAAAGGGAUUGCGCAUUAGCAUUCUUCCGUUCGAUCUGAAGGUGCUUCUAUUGACGGGCAUAGAGUACGUGGCGGGAUAUGUGUACAAGACCAUGCACAGCACAGCACAGAGUGCAAAAGAGGAAAAAAAAGAAAAAGAAGGUGAAUCGCGGCCUAGAAAGAAGGCUGUGAUACUUGACGGAACGAGCAAGCACGGAGCACUUCUGAAGAACCAGCUGAUAGAGAUGGGAUACACAGUUGUGUACCCUGGAAAAGAAGAGACGCCUUCAGACAGCUGCAUAGCCAUACCUAUCUCGAUAAGGAAUGAAGAGUCAAUUGAUCUGUUCGUUAAAAAGGUGAUCCUUCUGGGCCGAAUUGAUCUGCUGGUAGUAAACUCGGCACAGUACAAAGCAGUAAGGAACAAAAUAAAGCCAAUACAAGGAAUAGAAAAAAAAAUCAUCCCAUCAAGAAAAAAAACAGGAUUCAUCAGCAAGAACGAACUGUACAAAGAAAGCGAUAGGAUACUGCUGGAGAAAGACCUUAAUGCCAGGCGCAACUAUUUAUUUAACUUUCUCCUGAUCAGGGGACUAUCAGACAGUUUGAAAGGAGGCGAUGGAAUGGUGGUUCUGUGCGUGCACAGGGUGUUUAUGCUGGUAAGCGAAAAAAAGAACACUCUUCCCAGCUAUUCUUUCUCUUACUGCAACAGCCAGCUGUUCAACGUGUUUCUGGGCAUGGGAGCAAAGGCAAGGUACAACUAUCUGGACAUUCGCGUGAUAGGAUGCGACUUCCUCAGCGACAUAUGGAUUAAGACAGUCGAGCACUGCGUAAAGCAGAAGAAAAAAGAAGAGCUGCAAUACUUCAACAACUGCACAGCAGGAAAGAUCGAGGGACUGAAUGCAGACAGAGCGAACGACAUAUGGGAAAAUGCAGAGAUUAUAUCCUAG